GAGCCACCGGAAGUCGCGGGGUUUGCGGUUGGACCGUUAUCUGGGGCCCGGCGGCGUCCAGCCCCCCGCGUCCUGGUGGCCCGGUGCCCAGGGCAGGCGGCGGUACCCGAGGGCGGAGCCGCGGCUCGAGGCCCCGAUGAUGUGCUCCGAGCGCUGAGAAGCCCAGCCAGGAUUCAGGGCCCUGGAGAGGAACGUUGGCCAGAAGAUGAUCAUGACCAGGGAAAGCUGGACUCACAGUGCACUGAGACAAGAGGGUCUCCUGAAAGGAAAGGAUGAAACCUGGAAAUGGGGGACCAGCUUCCAAGGGAGCAACGCCUCCAUUUGGGAAACCUCCCACCUGCACUUUAGACAGCUGCGCUACCAGGAGACUUCUGGGCCCCAGGAGGCACUGAGCCGGCUGCGGGAGCUCUGCCGCCGGUGGCUGCGGCCGGAAGCACGCACCAAGGCCCAGAUCCUGGAGCUGCUGGUGCUGGAGCAGUUCCUGAGCAUCCUGCCGGUGGAACUGCGCACGUGGGUGCAGCUGCAUCGCCCCGGGAGCGGUGAGGAAGCCGUGGCCCUGGUAGAAGAGCUGCAGAGGGACCUCGAUGGACCAGCACUCAAAGAACCCCUCCCGGUGUCGUUCUCCUGCUGGUCCCACUGUUCUCCCUCUGAUCCCGCCCAGGGCCCUCCGACUCCAGAGUCUCCUGCCCCUGAGGUGUCUGCCCUUUCCCAGGAGGAAAACCCGAGAAAUCAGUUAAUGGCACUUAUGCUCUUGACAGCCCAGCCCCAGGAGUUGGUGAUGUUUGAGGAGGUGUCGGUGUGCUUCACUUCGGAGGAGUGGGCGUGUCUGGGCCCGAUCCAGCGCGCCUUGUACUGGGACGUGAUGCUGGAGAAUUACGGGAACGUGACGUCCCUGGAAUGGGAGGCCAUGGCCGAGAAUGAGGAGGAGACGGCCAAGCCAGGUGUGACUCAAAGAGCUGAUGCGCAGAAAGGCGUGUGCAGGAGGCUGCAGAGCAGCGCUCCCCAGGCCCUGGACUCCAAGGAAGAGUGUGAAUGGCAAGCCCUAGCAAGUCAGUGGAGAAAUGAAGCGGAGGACAGCCUGGACCCAGCAACAGAGGGCGCCCUCUGUGAACGAGAUCAGAGGACAAGGACUCCACCAGAAAAACGGGGCCAGGGCUGGAAGGGAUUUGCAGAAAACUUGAUGUCUGGGGCAACUAUUCCUGAAAGUUUAACAGGUGUCGAAGGAAAGAAAUUCUUUAAAUGUGAUAUAUGUUUGAAACAUUUCAGCAAAAUCUCCCAUCUCAUAAACCAUCGGCGAAUCCACACUGGUGAGAAACCCCAUAAAUGUAAGGAGUGUGGAAAGGGCUUUAUUCAGCGCUCGAGCCUGCUCAUGCAUUUACGGAACCAUUCUGGGGAGAAACCUUACAAAUGCAAUGAAUGUGGAAAAGCAUUCUCUCAAAGUGCUUACCUCCUAAACCAUCAGAGAAUCCACACUGGGGAAAAACCUUACAAGUGUAAGGAGUGUGGGAAGGGCUUCUACAGGCACUCGGGCCUUAUCAUCCACCUGAGACGCCAUUCGGGGGAGAGACCCUAUAAAUGUAACGAGUGUGGGAAAGUUUUCUCCCAGAAUGCUUACCUCAUAGAUCACCAAAGGCUUCACAAAGGGGAAGAACCCUACAAGUGCAGCAAGUGUCAGAAAGCCUUCAUUCUCAAGAAGAGCCUCAUUUUGCACCAGAGAAUCCAUUCUGGGGAGAAACCCUACAGAUGUGAUGAGUGUGGCAAAACCUUCGCUCAGACCACUUACCUGGUGGACCAUCAGCGACUCCACAGUGCAGAGAACCCUUACAAAUGUAAGGAGUGUGGAAAAGUCUUCAUCCGAAGUAAAAGCCUCCUCUUACACCAGAGAGUCCACACCGAAAAGAAGACCUUUGGUUGCAAAAAAUGUGGGAAGAUCUUCACUUCCAAGCCAAGCCUCGUUGACCAUAAGAGGAUGCACAGCAGAGAGAAGCCUUACAAGUGUGCCGAGUGUGGGAAGGCCUUCACCCAGAGCGCUUACCUCUUUGACCAUCAGAGACUGCACAACGGGGAGAAGCCCUACGAAUGUAGCGACUGCGGAAAGCUGUUCAUCCUGAGGAAGAGUCUCCUGCUGCACCAGAGGCUCCACACCGGGGAGAAUCUCUACGAAUGUAAAGACUGUGGCAAGGUCUUUGGUUCUAACAGAAACCUCAUAGACCACGAGAGACUGCACAAUGGGGAGAAGCCAUACGAAUGUCAUGAGUGCGGAAAAACCUUCAUUAUGAGCAAAAGUUUUAUGGUCCAUCAGAAGCUCCACACACAGGAGAAGGCCUACAAAUGUGAGGACUGUGGCAAGGCCUUCAGUUACAACUCAAGCCUGCUUGUGCACCGGAGGAUCCACACGGGGGAAAAGCCCUUUGAAUGCAGCGAGUGCGGAAGAGCUUUCAGUUCGAACCGGAACCUUAUUGAACAUAAGAGAAUCCACAGUGGCGAGAAGCCCUAUGAGUGCAAUGAGUGUGGCAAGUGCUUCAUUCUGAAGAAGAGCCUCAUUGGGCAUCAGAGGAUCCACACGAGGGAGAAAUCAUACAAGUGCAAUGACUGCGGGAAAGUCUUCAGCUACCGCUCCAACCUCACAGCCCAUCAGAGAAUCCACACCGGGGAAAAGCCAUAUGCAUGCAGUGAGUGUGGGAAAGGCUUCACUUACAACAGAAACCUGCUCGAACAUCAGAGGAUCCACAGUGGGGAAAAAACCUAUGAAUGUCAUAUAUGCCAGAAGGUCCUUACCUCAAGCAGAAAUCUUACGGUGCAUCAGAGGAUCCACACUGGAGAGAAACCUUAUAAAUGUAAUGAAUGUGGGAAAGACUUCAGUCAGAAUAAAAACCUGGUUGUGCAUCAGAGAAUGCACACUGGGGAAAAACCUUAUGAGUGUGAGAAGUGUAGGAAAUCCUUCACCUCUAAGAGGAACUUAGUUGGCCAUCAGAGAAUCCACACAGGAGAGAAACCCUAUGGGUGCAAUGAUUGUAGUAAAGUGUUUAGACAAAGAAAAAACCUCACUGUACAUCAGAAAACUCAUACAGAUGAAAAGCCCUGUGAGUAUGACGAAUCUGAAAGAGAAUUCUGUCGCUCUUCAAAUAUACAUCUUCAACAGAAACUCCAUACCAUAGAGGAGUUCUCUUGGCUACAGCAUACUAGUGAGUCCAAGAUAAAGACUCAGAAAAUCUAGCGUCGUAAGUAAAAUAGAAUACAGUCCCUGCCUUCUGAGUAACUGGCAGAGGAAUAACAUAUGAAGGGAAGUUAGUGGUUAACCCUUUUAUAGGCAGGUGAGUAACUUUCAAUCUACAAAAACAUGCAAUUUUGUGUUGAAAGAUACUCUAUUCCAGACCGUUUGUUAUGACCUUGGAGUGACUGAAAGCUCGGAAGAAACUGGGUUUGUGUCUUACAAGAUGUAAUGAUGUCAUUACUAACAAGUAGAUGUUAUUUCUGAAAAUUUGUAUAGUGUAUAUUUUAAAGAUAGCAUUACUGCUACAAAAAGUCUCAUUUAGAUGUUAUGAUGCAGACAGGUCACAUGUUGAAUUGGGCGGGGCAGGAGUCUGUGGUGGA
This is a messenger RNA of Ochotona princeps (American pika), 3594 nucleotides long. RefSeq names its product zinc finger protein 197 (gene ZNF197). The coding region runs from base 206 to 3217 and encodes 1003 amino acids. Gene Ontology annotation, biological process: negative regulation of transcription by RNA polymerase II; regulation of cytokine production; regulation of immune system process. The record is from RefSeq and is a predicted model, not a curated record. The transcript is spliced from 6 exons. Lineage: Eukaryota; Metazoa; Chordata; Mammalia; Lagomorpha; Ochotonidae.